UAUGGCGUUCUCUACAGUCUCGGGGAGUCCAGGAGUGACGAGCGGCCUGACCAAUGGGAGCAGCGCCUGGGCCAGAGGGGGCGGGCUCUCUGCGAAAGGACUGGAAGGUGGCGGUGGCGAAGGCGCAGGCCGUUGGGGCCGGUCGGAGGCAGGUGACUAUGAAAGGCUUAUAUUUUCAACAGAGUUCUACAAAUGAGGAAAUAACAUUUGUAUUUCAAGAAAGGGAAAAUCUUCCUGCUACAGAGGAUUACUAUGUGAAACUUCAAGUUAAAGCUUGUGCUCUGAGCCAGAUAAAUACAAAGCUUCUAGCAGAAAUGAAGAUGGAGAAGGAUUUCUUUCCUGUUGGGAGAGAAGUUGCUGGAAUUGUGUUAGAUGUUGGAAGCAAAGUAUCAUUCUUUCAACCAGAUGAUGAAGUCGUUGGAAUUUUACCCCUGGAUUCUGAGGACCCUGGACUUUGUGAAGUUGUCAGAGUACAUGAGCAUUACUUGGUUCACAAACCAGAAAAAGUUACCUGGGCAGAAGCUGCUGGAACCAUUCGGGAUGGAGUACAAGCCUAUACAGCUCUGCAUUAUCUUUCUCAUCUCUCCCCUGGAAAAUCAGUGCUGAUAAUGGAUGGAGCAAGUGCACUUGGUACAAUAGCUAUUCAGUUAGCACACCACAGAGGAGCCAGAGUGAUUUCAACAGCAUGCAGCCUCGAAGACAAGCAGUACCUUGAAAGACUUCGGCCUUCUCUAGCCCGAGUGAUCGAUCUAUCUAAUGGGAAAGCCCAUGUUGCUGAAAGCUGCUUAGAAGAAACAGGUGGCCUGGGAGUAGAUAUUGUCCUAGAUGCUGGAGUGAGAUUAUACAGCAAAGAUGAUGAACCAGCUGUAAAAUUACAGCCACUGCCACAUAAACAUGAUAUCAUCACACUCCUUGGUGUUGGAGGCCAUUGGGUAACAACAGAAGAAAACCUGCAGGUACAGCAUCACUUCUGCACCAAAAGGAUGUCAGUAACAAAGAAGAAUGCCUGUCUUUUGAGUUGGAUCCUCCAGAUAGCCAUUGCCUUUUCCUCAAGGGAGCAACGGUGGCUUUCCUUAACGAUGAAGUUUGGAAUUUGUCAAACGUACAACAGGGAAAAUAUCUUUCUACGUAUCUUAAAAGAUGUGAUGGAGAAGUUAUCAGCUGGUGUUUUUAGGCCUCAGUUGGAUGAACCCAUUCCACUAUAUGAGGCAAAAGUUUCCAUGGAAGUUGUUCAGAAAAACCAAGGAAGAAAAAAGCAAGUUGUUCAAUUUUAAUUUUAUUUCUCUGACCUCAGUUGGAUGAACCCAUUCCAGUAUUUGAAGCUGGAGUUUCCUCGGAAAUUGUACAGAAAAGUCAAGGAAGAUAAAAGCAAGUUCCAUUUUUAAACAUGUUUUCCUGCUGAAACAAGAUGCUCAGAGUUAUUUGAAGUAUUUGAAAAAUUAUUGUACGAACGGGUCAAGACAAUUCUGUAAUUAACAUCUAAAGGGAAUGUUCUGAGCGCCUUUUUAGUUAUUGUUUCUAUACAUUUGGCUCUGUUACAACAUUGUUUCCAUGAAGAAACUGCUUUCAGCAAAAGCCACGCUACUCUUGAUAAAGCUGUCUUUUGCUAUCUGAAAAUAACGUUAUUACUUUUGUAUCAACUCCAUUCUCAACACCCCUUAACAAGUCUUUGCUGUCGUAAUUUAA
This is a messenger RNA of Equus caballus (horse), 1686 nucleotides long. It is a transcript of the gene CRYZL1, whose product is annotated as crystallin zeta like 1. The record is from RefSeq and is a predicted model, not a curated record. Lineage: Eukaryota; Metazoa; Chordata; Mammalia; Perissodactyla; Equidae. Gene Ontology annotation, molecular function: oxidoreductase activity.